This is a messenger RNA of Mollisia scopiformis, 357 nucleotides long. RefSeq lists its product as uncharacterized. The transcript has a single exon. Lineage: Eukaryota; Fungi; Ascomycota; Leotiomycetes; Helotiales; Mollisiaceae. Bases 1 to 357 code for a protein of 118 amino acids. The record is from RefSeq and is a predicted model, not a curated record.
AUGCAACUCCAGAGUCGUGUAAUUGGACCGGGCGAGACCUUCCAUCUUUUCAAACAUCUGCCGACUGAGCUUCGCUAUAUGAUAUGGCAAUUCUCACUUCAUCCCCGUGUUGUGGAUAUGGAAGUCGUUGAUACCUAUGACGAGGAUAUGAGUGGUAUCGAGCAACCCGAUGACGGAUCAGCCGAAGCUCAGAAUCGAAUGUCACUCCGCCAUGAGAGGAUCGAAACACGACGUUCACAGGAAUUCCGCCGUUGGGUAUAUUAUUACGAUAAUGAAGACUUUCCCCUUCUCAUCCGCUACCAAGCACACGCCCACACCCUUCUUCCUACGGCCCUCUACGCCUGUCGCGACUCUUGA